AUGGGUAUCCGAGAUUUCUUCGACAAACCAUUCUUCGACCCUCGGUACAAGACCAAGGUCCAUAUUCUGCAACUCGCCAUUAUGCUAGUUGCUAUUAUACUCACCAUCGCACGCAUGGCUAUGCCGGUCAUUACCACACGAGCAAACAUGAUGGCCCUCACUAUGGGCAUCAAGUCUCUCAUAAUCAUUGGCUACCAGCUUCUCACCACCCACAAGGAGCGGUUCAAGAAAUGGGCUUCCCUAAAGGCCAAUGCCAUCCUCAAUACCCUAGAGAUUCUUUUCUGGUUCGUCGCCUUGGGCCUGUUGUUCCAGGCAAAUACACGUUUCUGCACGGGCCCCAGUUGCGCAUUGAGCUGGAUUGUUACCCUUCUCUGCGCCGUUCUGAUUGUUCUCGCAUUUCAGACAUCUGUCGUCUCCAUCAAGGAACACCGUCACUUCAAGAACUACGGCGUUACUUAUGAAUCGAAUACAAAUUACCCCAAGGUGUAA
Colletotrichum truncatum is the source of this 489-nucleotide messenger RNA. RefSeq lists its product as uncharacterized. The record is from RefSeq and is a predicted model, not a curated record. NCBI's taxonomy places the organism in Eukaryota, Fungi, Ascomycota, Sordariomycetes, Glomerellales, Glomerellaceae.